This is a messenger RNA of Gossypium raimondii (Peruvian cotton), 1790 nucleotides long. RefSeq lists its product as uncharacterized. NCBI's taxonomy places the organism in Eukaryota, Viridiplantae, Streptophyta, Magnoliopsida, Malvales, Malvaceae. Bases 185 to 1621 code for a protein of 478 amino acids. The record is from RefSeq and is a predicted model, not a curated record. Gene Ontology annotation, molecular function: DNA binding; zinc ion binding. Gene Ontology annotation, biological process: regulation of DNA-templated transcription. The transcript has 4 exons.
GUUCAAAUCUCGGUGGAACCUAUUUUUGUGUUACUCUUUUUCCUUUCCUGGAGAGAAAGAUCAAAUCCCUAACUUACCACUCUUCUCGCUAUGCACCCCACUGGAACCCCUAAAUUAAUCUUUCCUGAACAACAUCCAAAUACCUUACUUUCUCAUUUUUCCUUUUUCCCCAUCCCAACCCAAUAUGGAACAAGAAACUCGGCAAAAGAUCGAGGAAACGGUGAAGGAUAUACUGAGCAAAGCCGAUAUGGAAGAGAUGACUGAGUUUAAAGUCCGAGUCACGGCCUCUGAGCGGCUUGGAAUCGACCUUUCUGAUUUUAGUCACAGAAAAUUUAUUAGAGAAUUAGUGGAGUCUUUUCUUCUCUCCACUGUCGAAGAAAAUGUGGAUGGGAAACAACCCAAUACCAAGCCCGUGGAAGAGGAGGCUAAAGAAGCUAUUAAGGUUAAGAAAGAAAUUGAGGGGGACGGAGGUCGUAUUAUUUGUAAGCUAGCAGACAAGACGAAUGUGGUUGUUCAUGAUUUUAGAGGAAAAAGUUAUGUAUCCAUUAGAGAGUUCUAUGUGAAAAAUGGAAAAGAGCUCCCAUCUGCAAGAGGAGUUAGCUUGGUAAGUGAAACCUGGUCAACUUUAAAGAAUAGUUUCCCUGCAAUUGAUGAAGCUAUCACUAAGAUGCAAUCAAAGCUAAGAGACAAACUUGAUCAUCAACACAACAGAGAUGUCUCUAACUCAGGGACUGCUUUUUCUCAUGAAAUUUCCCCAAUUGAAACCACUCGUUUCUAUGGAAAGAAUUACCAUUGCUGGGCAGAACACAUGGAACUUUUCUUAAAGCAAUUGCAGAUUGCGUAUGUGCUUACUGAUCCAUGCCCUAGUCUCAAUAUUAGUUCUGAAGCAACCAGUGAAGAACUGGCUCAAGCCAAAGUUGCUGAAAAAAAGUGGAUGAAUGAUGACUACCUGUGUCACCACUGCAUUUUGAGCGCUUUGUCUGAUAACCUGUAUUAUCAAUUCUCAAAGAAAGCUAAGACUGCUAAAGAGCUGUGGGAAGAGCUAAAAUUAGUCUAUCUUUACGAGGAAUUUGGAACAAAGAGAGCUCAAGUUAGAAAGUACAUUGAAUUUCAAAUUGUUGAUGAAAGACCAAUUGUUGAGCAAAUGCAAGAACUCAACAUCAUAGCUGAUUCUAUUGUCGCAACUGGAAUAAUGGUUGAUGAGAAUUUUCAUGUUAGUGCCAUCAUUUCCAAGCUACCACCAUCCUGGAAGGACUUCUGUGUUAAGUUGAUGCGUGAAGAACACCUUCCUUUCUGGAUGUUGAUGGAACAAGUAAGAGUUGAGGAGUUGUCUCGUAACCGAGUCAAACAAGCAGUGCAUUCGAAGUCUGCAAACUUUGAUCCACCCAACAAUCUUGGGCCAAGGAUAAGGGAUAUAAAGAAAACAGGUGUGCCCUGGAAAAAGCGAGAAUCAGAAAUGCAUGGUAAGCCCAUACAAUGUAACUAUUGUGGGAAGAAGGGGCAUAUUUCCAAGAUCUGCCGUAAUAGAAAAAUCGAAAAAGCUGUGAAUGGGAAUCAGAAUGGUGAGAAUUCAACAAUACCUGCUGUUGCAGAGGUAAACAUGAUUGAUAGUAAUGUAUAGUUAAUUGGAAUGGAUGCUGUUUUGGUAGCUCAGGUCUUCUAUUCCGUUGUAUUAGGUAAUAAACACUAAAUCGCUUUAAUUUUAUUCUACAUGCCCAUUCUAUGCGGGUGGAACAUUUUGUAAAUGGUUUAAGAUUGGUUAACAUAUUGCAGAUCCUUCGUCACUGUCA